Messenger RNA from Moneuplotes crassus, 315 nucleotides. The record is from the annotation of a GenBank genome assembly. NCBI's taxonomy places the organism in Eukaryota, Ciliophora, Spirotrichea, Euplotida, Euplotidae.
UUAUAAUAUAUUGAAUGGAACCUGAAGAAGAAAGAGAGAAGAAGGGUGUAGCUGAUAGUCUGACAGAAAUGAUACUAGCUAAUGCAGAUCUUCCAAAAGCGGAAUUAUCAGAGGAGAUUCUUGAGAAAUAUUCAUUAAAAGACUUAAUACCAACUGAGAAGAUUUGAAAAGAGUUAUUUGAAUAUGACCAAAGAGAUAUUGAAAGCACAAGAAUGGAAUUACAGAAACGUCAAAGUACAAUGCUAAAACUUCAAGAGAAGAACAAGAAGGCGGCUAAAAAGAAAAAGAAGGAGAAGUCUUAAUUGAGAUAUUUUC